Messenger RNA from Acanthosepion pharaonis, 780 nucleotides. The record is from the annotation of a GenBank genome assembly. Lineage: Eukaryota; Metazoa; Mollusca; Cephalopoda; Sepiida; Sepiidae.
AUGCAUCUCUUAAAACCACUUCACAAUAAUUUUCUUUCCUUUGAGGGAGCUACUUCACACGAUAUACUAACAGGGAAGGAUGUAUUAUACUACCAUUGUAUCAUUAUAUUAGACACGUCUGCCUUUCUUUCUUUAGUUCGUUCUUUUACGGAUGGCGUUAUGUUCAUCCUUUUCUUCACCGUUUUAUUUCUUUUCAUUCUUCCACUGCCCGUUUUAUUUUCUUUCUUUCUUUCACUAAUUGAUUUCUUCCACUGCUUACAUUUCCUUCUUUCUUUCUUUCUUUCUUUCUUUCUUUCUUUCUUUCUUUCUUUCUUUCUUUCUCUUCAUCAUCCUUUUUCAUCUUUCCACUACUUGCUUUAUUUUCUUUCUUUCUUCUUUUUACUUUCUUUCACUUAUUGCUUUCUUCUCUUUCUUUCACUGCCUCCUUUUUUUCUUUAUUUACUGAUUGAUUUCUUUACUUUUUCAUUGCUUUCUUUUUUCUUUCAUUGCUUGCUUUAUUCACUUCCUUCCCUCAUUUCUUUCACUGCUUGCUUUCUUUCCUUUCUUUUUCACUUCUUUCUUUCUUUCUUUCUUUCUUUCUUUCUUUCUUUCUUUCUUUCUUUCUUUCUUUCGUUAGUUUGUCACUCUUUAUUUCAUUUCUUUCUUUCCUUCAUUAGUUUAUUUCUCUUUCUUUCUUUCUUUCUUUCUUUCUUAGAAAAUCAACAUCCGAAAUAUUCCUUGCCUGAGAUCGAAUGCCAAAUUCAGAUGGCGACAGAAAAAAAGUACCAAUUCCAAGCAUAA